AUGAACAUCGCUUCAGAGUUCUUGAGCGAAACGGAAGAGCUACAGAGCGUCAUUUCGAGCCUAGGUCUCCAGCCGCCCUCGAUGGAAUUCAUUGAUAAUGAUUCGCGCAAAUACCACCCACAAUUCCAUCCCAGCGUGAACUACGACCGUGCCGCUCCUAAGACUCCAACGAGGUAUUCAGAGAGCGUGCAGCUGUGGAAUAAUAUUUUUCCCGCGGCUAUGAAGCGACUCAAGGAACAGCCUUUACUCAGAUUGAAACCAGAACUCAGGAUUCGGGAUAAGACGUCUUGGGAGGAUGUAUACGUCCAGCUACAAAGAGCGCAGUGGGUAAAUAAGAGCAACGGGGAAGAUCGUAUCAUGCGACCCCCAAAAGGUGAUCGAUGGCUCUUUGAUCACCGUGCACCUGGUCCAAUAGCAGCAAUCAUAAACCUUCUAGAUGUUCGCAAAGACUUCCUAUUGGGCGGAAAUGCAGGAAGCGACUUCUCUAACUGA
Trichoderma breve is the source of this 492-nucleotide messenger RNA. RefSeq lists its product as uncharacterized. The record is from RefSeq and is a predicted model, not a curated record. NCBI's taxonomy places the organism in Eukaryota, Fungi, Ascomycota, Sordariomycetes, Hypocreales, Hypocreaceae. Bases 1 to 492 code for a protein of 163 amino acids. The transcript has a single exon.